Exophiala aquamarina CBS 119918 is the source of this 1260-nucleotide messenger RNA. RefSeq lists its product as uncharacterized. The record is from RefSeq and is a predicted model, not a curated record. Bases 1 to 1260 code for a protein of 419 amino acids. NCBI's taxonomy places the organism in Eukaryota, Fungi, Ascomycota, Eurotiomycetes, Chaetothyriales, Herpotrichiellaceae. The transcript has 4 exons. Gene Ontology annotation, molecular function: oxidoreductase activity; FMN binding.
AUGACUAUGAACCCCAUCGCGACUAACGGGGAGGCUCCAAGCAAAAUAUGGCAGCCUCUCCAGAUUGGAAGACUCCAACUCGCACACCGAGUGGUCAUGUCGCCUCUUACCAGAGCUCGAAGUCCAGCAGGCCUACCUACCGCUCUCAGCAGUGAGUAUUACUGCCAACGGGUAACACAAGGGGGCUUGAUAAUAUCGGAAGGGAUUCACCCAUCACUCAUGGGAGGAAACUAUCAUGGGGUCCCUUCAAUGUAUUCACCUGAACAUAUUCGUGCAUGGAAGAAGAUCACCGAUGCCGUCCAUGCCAGAGGAGGGUACAUGUUUUGCCAGAUCUGGCAUACCGGCCGUGUCGCCGUCUCUGCUUGCCUGGGCGGCCGCCAACCCCUCGGUCCAUCCUCAGUCAAGCUAGACUGGACACAGCUAUUCACUCCUGUCGGGCGUGUGCCGUGUGAAGAGCCGAGAGAAAUGACAAUGGAGGACAUCAAAGACACAAUUGCUGACCAUGUCCAUUCUGCGAAAUGUGCGAUCGAGGCGGGGUUCGACGGUGUGGAAAUUCAAGGAGCAAAUGGCUAUCUUCUCGAACAGUUCCUCAGCCCAGGCGUCAACAACAGCCGAAAAGAUGCAUACGGCGGCAGCCCCAUUGAAAACCGGGCACGCCUCACACUCGAAAUCCUGGACGCUGUCACCUCUGCCAUUCGCGCAGACCGAGUAGGCAUCCGGCUCUCGCCUUAUAAUUAUUUCCAGAUCCCAGAGAGCCACCCAGAUCCAGUCACCGACUUCACCUGGCUGCUGAAGAAGAUCGACGGCUUCGGCCUCGCGUACGUGACGGUAAUGCAGCCGCGCACCGAAAUGAUGGGCUCAGCCGCCGCGCGCCUGGCCAGUACUUACGAGAUCGCGAGAGCCCGCGGCGUACCCGAAGAUCAACUUGAAUACGUGGUGUCCAUCCGACCAUUUCGCAAGGCGCUGAAGAAGACGCCCAUGCUCUCGAGCGGAGGCUUCGAUGCGACUAAUUGGGUCGAGCCGUUGGAGAGAGGUGAUCUCGACGGAGUUGUGUUUGGGCGCCAGUUCAUCAGUAAUCCUGAUCUGGUCGAGAGGCUCCGUAACGGGUGGGACCUGGCGCCCUGGAAUAUGAAGACUUUCUAUACGCCUGGCCCAGAGGGUUAUGUCGAUUAUCCAGUUUGGAGUACCAAUGCGGCGGACGCGUGUGAGAAGGAUGAUGAUGAAACUACUGGUAACAAGUUGCAGAGCCUCAAGCUCUAG